AUGGCUGACUCUGGGCCUAGUAAAAGCGAUAUUGAAGCAAUAUUUCAAAGAUUACGUUCGAUUCCUGCGAAUAAAGUAUGUUUCGACUGCAAUGCGAAGAACCCUACGUGGUCGUCGGUGACGUACGGGGUGUUCAUCUGCCUGGACUGCUCGGCGGUGCACCGCAGCCUCGGCGUGCAUCUCACAUUCGUGCGAUCCACGCAGCUCGACACCAACUGGACGUGGAAGCAGUUGAGGAACAUGCAACUCGGCGGCAACGUUAACGCGACCCAGUUCUUCCGCUCGCAUGGAUUAGCCACAGAGGACGCAAGACAAAAGUAUAACUCUCGAGUUGCACAGUUGUACCGAGACAAGCUGAGUGCUAUGUCAGAGCAAGCUAUGAAGACUUAUGGAACUAAGUUGCAUCUGGAUCCAGCCCCGGUGGAAACAAAGGAGCCUAAGGAGAAAGAGGUAGACUGGUUUGCGGAGAAUGCCAGCCUAUCUGACACUAACGCUAAUGACAUUGCACCGCAGGAGCCCAGCACAGGGCAGGCAGUCAACAACUCAAGCUCACUAAGUUCGGCGGCGCGCCUGUGGGGGUCAGCACCACAGAAGACUGCACCAGCUCGCCGCUCGGGGCUGGGCGCACGUAAAGGAGGCCUGGGAGCUGUGAAGGUAGCCUCGAACUUUGAUGAGAUUGAGCGAGAGGCGUUGAUGGCUGAGAAACUUAAAUUGGAGGCUUCGGCGGCGGAGUCCGAGGCGACGAAGCAGAGCCGGGAGACGGAGCUGGCGGCGCUGCAGAGCCUGGGCGCCGAGCUGGCGUCGCUGCGGCUGGCGGGCGCCGAGCGCCUGGGGCUCGCCGGCCGGGGCUCCGGCCGCGCCGCCGCCGCGUCAGUACCCUACAUCUGCACCAUAUGCGAUACUCGACGGGGCGUGUCGCACUCGGCGGCGCGCGCCAUGACAGACAUCGCGCAGGAGGGCGUGGCGCCGCGCGCCGCCGAGCUGGACGACUUCGGCUCCUUCAUGAUCAGGAACGAGCCGUACGGCAGCGGGGACCGGCUGGGCGGGCUGCUGGCGGAGCCCCCGCGCGAGGACGACUGGGAGAGCAUCGAGCCCGAGCCCGCGCGGCCCGUGCGCGGCAUGCUGGCCGAGCGCCCCGCCCCCGCGCCCGCCCCGGCGCCCGCCCCCGCCCCCGCCCGCGCGCGCCCCUCGCGCCGCGCCGAGCCCGAGGACGACUCCGCCGUCAAGAAGUUCGGCUCGGCCAAGUCCAUCAGCUCCUCGCAGUUCUUCGGCGAGCAGGAGCCGCGCUGGGGCGGGCACGAGAGCAGCCUGUCGCGCUUCUCGGGCAGCAGCAGCAUCUCGUCCGCCGAGCUGUUCGGCGAGCCGCCGCAGCGCGCGCCCGCCUUCGCGUCCGCGCCCGACCUGCACGAGGUGCGCGAGUCGGUGCGCGCGGGCGUGACCCGCGUGGCGGGGCGGCUGUCGUCGCUGGCCAACGGCGUGGUGUCGUCCAUCCAGGAGCACUACGGGUACUGACCGCCGCGACCCACGUCCGUCUGCACCUGGGUUCUCUUUUAUAAACUACUAACUCGAAGAUAUUUGCAGCGAAACCUGAAGUUUGCAACUUGGCGGAAGUUUGCCGUCAAUUUUUAUAUUUAACAAGUAGUAGUAAAUGAGAAGUUGCUAGUUGUUGAACUUCCCAGUUGGACCUCGGGUAUAUGCUCCGAAUCAUUCUAGGAAAAAAGGCGUUGGACCAGACGCUGUCCGCUAAUAUCUCGAGUUAAACUAAAUUGUAUCGAUUUCAUUAUUACUUAUUUUGUACCAACUGAAGAAAAGUUUUAAAAUCUAAUUUUGUUGCAUCCAAAUAACCACUGAAAAAUUAAAAUGACGCCCGCAGGCCGUGAUGCUCAGGACGACAAUGAUUGUGUCCAUUUUUCUAUAAUUAGAGCUUUUUAAUUUUAUAUCCAAUUUUAUAUUAUUACUAUUAUUAUGGUCUUGUAUGACAAGGAAGGGGAUAUGUUGAAAUUAAAAUAAGUAAAUCAUAGUGUAAUAGAUGUUUAAAUAUAUAAAAAUAUAGUUCCAAUUGUGUUAGCGGAGAGUUGUACAUAAUGUAUUAUAUACCUAACGUAGAAGUUCUGUAGCUAUUGUACAGUCCUUGUAUACAGCGGCUCAGCGCUUACGUAUGUUCCGUAUAACAUACACGCAGUCGCCAUGUAAACAGGUUCAUUUAAUAUUCAAGUUUCCAGAUGCAGUUCACUUACUUUGUAUGUGAAUAUGUUACACAUUCAAUUGUUUACCGGAUUUGUUUUAAUAAUUAUGAAUACAAAUUAAAGCUAAA
Molecule: messenger RNA, 2314 nt
Organism: Melitaea cinxia (Glanville fritillary)
Lineage: Eukaryota; Metazoa; Arthropoda; Insecta; Lepidoptera; Nymphalidae
Gene: ArfGAP3
Product: ADP-ribosylation factor GTPase-activating protein 3
Exons: 11
Coding region: 1-1512 (503 amino acids)
Biological process (GO): COPI coating of Golgi vesicle
Molecular function (GO): GTPase activator activity
Source: RefSeq, a predicted model, not a curated record